Uloborus diversus is the source of this 450-nucleotide messenger RNA. RefSeq lists its product as uncharacterized. The coding region runs from base 1 to 450 and encodes 149 amino acids. The transcript has a single exon. The record is from RefSeq and is a predicted model, not a curated record. NCBI's taxonomy places the organism in Eukaryota, Metazoa, Arthropoda, Arachnida, Araneae, Uloboridae.
AUGGACUCGACGGAAAUCGAUUGCAAACUUGAACAUGUGCAAUCUCUAAAAACCAAAUUCGAGCAGCUGAAAUUGGAUUACUAUUCAGUGCUGAAGGAUGAGGAAUUGGACGAAAAUGAAGAGAUUUUCAUUGAUCUCGAAGAAGAAUUAGAAAAAUUAGAAGUCGCCCUCAAGCGCAAGUUCAAGCAGCUGAACAACAAUAUUUCCCGCUCCUUUAAUGAUGCACCACCUAACUCAACAAUCAGUAUCCGGCUUCCCGAAAUAUCACUUCCAAAAUUUAAAGGUAAAUAUGAAGAAUGGUUCCUCUUCAAAGAACAAUUAAACUCCAUCAUCAAUAGUAACUCUUCCCUCUCAGAUUCACAAAAACUGUCCCAGACAACCAACCAAAUCCAAAAGCCAUCUAUAAGAGAUCCAUUGGAUAAAGCAAGUAGACAUCACCAAAUCCACUAG